Messenger RNA from Gracilinanus agilis (Agile Gracile Mouse Opossum), 1230 nucleotides. It is a transcript of the gene FCRLA, whose product is annotated as Fc receptor like A. Gene Ontology annotation, biological process: cell surface receptor signaling pathway. The record is from RefSeq and is a predicted model, not a curated record. Gene Ontology annotation, molecular function: transmembrane signaling receptor activity. The coding region runs from base 1 to 1230 and encodes 409 amino acids. Lineage: Eukaryota; Metazoa; Chordata; Mammalia; Didelphimorphia; Didelphidae. The transcript has 4 exons.
AUGAGGGAUGAGGACAUCAGUGAGGGCUUAGAGAGGAGCAUUCCCCUAGAGACUCUAUUGUCCCAAGAUCCAAGCUAUCUCCUAAGGAUACUCUGUGCUCCAGUGUUCCAGAGCCAGCCAACGACCCUGCAGAAUGAGGAAGGAUCACCACCUGGGAGUGCCAGCAACCAUGACAAAGAGAUCUUCUGGACACCAAGCAUUAGCUCUCAUGUAAGCCAGGCCUCUGGGACAGAAUCAGAGGGAUACUCCUAUGAAAACUUCAAAGGCUAUACUUUCAGCAACCCCUUACACCUAAUUGUAUCAUAUGACUGGCUGAUACUGCAGGGCCCCACCCAGCCUGUGUUCGAGGGUGACUCUCUGAUCCUUCACUGCCUGGCAUGGGGGAAUUUGCCUCUGUCCCAGGUCACCUUCUAUCGAGAUGGGUCAGCCUUAGGUCCUCCAGGGCCUGACAUGGUGUUCUCAAUCAGUUCGGUUCAUACAGUGGACAGCGGACACUAUCACUGCACUGGCAUCUUCGAGAGUCCUGGCCCUGGAGUCAAGAAGGCAGCUGCUGUGGUCCUUAGAGUACAAGAGCUGUUUCCCACUCCAAUAAUUAUAGCAACCCCCUCCACAAAGCCUCAAGAGGGGAGCCAGAUGACCUUGAGCUGUGAAACAAAGCUGAGCCCCCAGAGAUCAAACUCCUUGCUUCACUUCUCCUUCUACAAAGAUGGCAGGAUGGUUCAAAGCAAAGACAGAUCUCCAAUAUAUAAACUCUUAAAAGUGCAGCUGGGAGACUCUGGCUCAUACUGGUGUGAGGCAGUCAUGGAAGAUGGCCAGAUCCGGAAACAGAGUCUCAGGCUUGAAGUUCAGGUGCAGAAUUUUUCCUCAAAAAGUCCUCCCAGAGCAUCAGCUUCGACUACUUCAGAUCCAACUCCUGAAAAACCAUCAACUCCAAAACCAGCUCCUUCAGAUCACUUGAGGCCUCCUCAGUCUAGAUCCCCUUCUUCCGGGAGCCAGCCUUUUGAGGGUCCAUGUCCAGAUCCUCCCCUAAGGAAACAAGAUCCCUACCUGAGCUACCAGAUGCACAUUCUGCUCAGUCACAUGCAAAAUGUAAGAACCCUGAUAGGCCACCUAGUUCUAGAACUCAGGGACCUCUCUGGUCGCCUUGAAUCCAAGGCUUCUGGAGUUAAGGGGUCAACCCCCAAAGCCCAUAAAAUUCCAGAAACUUCUAGAGGUCCUCAGAGGAAAUAA